Molecule: messenger RNA, 3829 nt
Organism: Effrenium voratum
Lineage: Eukaryota; Dinophyceae; Suessiales; Symbiodiniaceae
Source: the annotation of a GenBank genome assembly
CAAAAACUAGAGCACCGCUGAUCGCCGCCUGAUUGUGGUCAUGGGCCGCUUGUCUGUGGGAACAUCUGGCUGGUGUGGACUCCACCCACGGGAAUUUGCACGGCGAUAUGACCUGGUGGAAUUCAAUUGGACGUUCCAUGAGCGGGACAGUGAUGUCGACCACUACAAGAAGGUGGCGGGGGAACUUCGAGAUUUGCGCUUGCAUGCCGUGCUGAAGGUCUCAGGGGCGGCUACGCACGAGAAGCGCCUUCGCAGUCCUGGGCAGUGGUGGCCGCAGCUGUGGGCGAAGUACAGCGAGCUCCAGAAGGCCGGAGUUUUGGGUGGCCUUCUGUGGCAGCUCGCGCCGUCACACAGAUGUUCACGGCAAAGCCUCGCUGAACUCGAAGAGUUAGCGGCGCACUUGCCCAGAAAUGUUUUGCACAUUUUCGAGUUCCGGCACAGUUCCUGGUAUGAGCAGUACCGGGAUGACGUCAUCAGCCUGCUACGCAGGUGGGGCUUCUGCAUGGCUUGGAUAAACAUCAAGAAUUCGGAUGGCUGGUGCGGGGACCUCGAGGACGGCUGGCCCAGCCUGGUCCGCACGUGCAACGCGGCAUAUUUGCGUUUAUUCGGCACCAAGCAGAAGGCCAUUGGCCGCUAUGGGGAUCAAGUGAUCCACGAGACCAUCCUGCCGAUGGUGCAGGGCCCUGGUGCUCCAGAGGAUUGCAUGGUGGUCUUCGCGCAGGCCGAUGUGCCGGACCAUGCCAAGGCCGAUGCGUCGUUUCUGGUGGAGCUGCUGGGGCGCGGCGACCCUCAACAGGGGAGAAGCACCAAGUGGGAAAGAGACGUGCUGAGCGCCACGCUGGGCCUCGGCAUCGGCACCCAGGUGGCCGGAGCCGUCCAGCGCAUCACCCACCGCACCGUUUUUGUGGAUAUCGGCCGCUCCUGCCGAGCCUUCCUGGACGCCAACCACGCGCGGCGCGCGGGGCUCCUGGACAGCUUGCGCAUCGGCACCCAGAUUGUGAACCUGGAGGUCCAGCAUUUGGACUUCCAAAACGAGUGGGGCAUCGUGGGCUUGUCCUGCCACAAGGCUUCCGUGUCUCUUGGGGCCCAGGAGAAAGCGCCCACCGAAGCUGAAUCAGAAGGUGCAGCUUCCAAGAAGAGCAGAUGGGCCAGGCAAGCGACAGGGGACAAGGGCGGCGGCUUUACCCCGGCCGCCGCCGCCGCCGCCGCCGCCGCCGCGGAGCUGCCCGGGCACCGGGUUCGCUGGAGCCGCUUCGAGGGCCUCGCGGAGAUCGGGGAGGCCGCCGGGAGCCGCCACGUGGUGCCCAUUUCUCCGGAGGAGCUGGAAGAGCAGAUCCGCGCCAAGCGCGCGGCCAGCCGCGCCAAGCGCGAGGAGCGGGUGGGGCGCUGGGCCAAGGCGCUGGUGGAGAAGGCGCUGCAGCCGGCGACGCCGUCCUCCAGCCGGAGUUCGGCUAAGCGUAGCCGAAGUGAAGGGCCUGCAGCACUGACGCGCCGGGAGGAGGCCCUCAGCCGCCGCCCGCUUGAGGACGCUGCGCUGAGCCGCGCUGAGACGCGGAAGGGCGGGAGGCUUGAAGAGAAAUGGUCUCCUGACCUUUGGGCGCAAGUGCUGCCGGGAGAGCCUGGUGACGGGCCCAUGGCGUGCAGUACUGAUGAGUACUUGCUGAUGCAGAUGGAACGGCGCGAGGGAGAAGAAACACGAUGUGACGAAAAGAACCAAGAGACCUUCGGCGAAGAUUCCUGCCCAGGCUGGGGCGUGCAGCACAUGAUGCGCGUCGAAGAGCGGGCAAUAACAAGACGCAUGUGGAGGCCGGCCUUGACGCCAUUGCAGCCUUUGCCAGACGACAAGUCGCCCAAUGGCAAGUCUGGACGAGGCAACAAGAUCCGGCAGAGCGACCUAUCGCAGACCAUCGCCAGCUUCCCCACGCCAACAGAGCCAGUUGCCAGCGAACACGGUGCCGGGGAAGCAGAUGGCCACGGAAAUCACCGCCACGCUGCGAGCGCGCGCUGCCCGGACACGGAGCACGAGUCAGUCGAGGAACGCGCGGAAAGCGACGACUUCGUCGAUGCGGAGGAGUGGCAGGUGUGUCCGAGUGGUCCUGACUUGGAGGACAUGUGGGAGGAGGAGAUGGAGCACGCCUCAGCUGCCAGUGAGGAGGAAGAUGUGGUCGAGCCGAGCGGCACACACGAUGCUCAGAGGCAGGCCGAGGACCUGACCUCAUCCGAUAGCCAAGAAUGGAACUGGGAAAGCCAUGGACCGCCUCUGCAGGCGCCAUGCCGCGAGUCCUGGGCAGAUGAGUCGAAGGAGAUGGACCAGGCCCUAUCGGCCCAUGUGGAGGGCUUGCCGGAGCCGAACUCCCUUGAAGCUGCGGCUGAGGCUCCUUCAGCCAACCCGGGCUGCAACGCACCGCGACUACAGUCUUUGGUAGGCGAGCCGAAGGCAGAUGAGGCAGAGAGUGAGGAGGAGCAGCUCAGCGCUGCCCAGCACAUGACGGACACGCCGGCAGAGGACCACACCUCUGAUGCGCAGCCGGGCGCGGCUCCGGUCCAGACGAGUGCGGCGGCCCCGGCUCCUUCGAUGAGCCAGGCACCGGAGGUGGCAGAGAAACUGGACGCUGAUUCGGCACCCACGGGAGUGCUUCACAUUUCUGGGCCAGACAGGAGCGCGAGCGCUGCGCCCAAGAUGGCCACACCUCUGGCGCCGCCCUGUCGCGCCUGGCGAGGCAAGGCCUGUGGAAGCGACGCCCACGCGAAGCUGGACGUCUCAGACCCAGUCGAGGAUUCGCUGCCCAUGGCAUCGGAUGGUAGUGACGAGGAGGUCGUGGCGACCCAACAUGUGGCAGUGCCCGGACCAGAAGGAGAGGAGGAUGAAGGAGAGGAGGAUGUCGAAGAGGCCGAAGAGGUCCGGCACGAGGCGCACUGUUGCCUGUGUGGCAUGGCCUACUCGCUGAACGUGGAUGCAAGCGCGCUGGGGGACUUCUGCUGCGAGGAUCUGGGUGGCUCCUGCAGCCCUGAAGCCGCGGAACCGGAGCCGACGGAGCCGGAGCCGGCGGAGCCGGCGGAGCCGGCGCCCGAGGAGGAGGACGUGUUUGUGGCAGUGUGUGAUGAUUGUGCGGCCACUCACGUGACACACAUCGACUUCAUGGGCCUGGGCUUGAACUUCAACUGUGCCAUGAUGGGUGAGAGGUGUGAGGGUGAAGAGUCCGAAUCGCCCCGGAGACCUGCCGCAUCGGCUCCCUUGCCUGCACGAUCUCAGCUGCAGCGGCUCUCUUCAGAUGAGAAGCGGGAUCUGUUUGAGAGGUACGCCAUCCAGCGGCAGGAGGAGCGAGUCUCCAAGAAGCACAUCCACAAGAGCAUCCAGCAGCUUGCAGACCGCAAAGGCCAGCAGGAGAGGUACCGCGACAACAGUGUUGUCACCAGGAAGGGCGAGAGGUUCAUCAAGGUGGAUGUCUCUCUUGACCCGGGUCCUGGCUGCGAGCUGGGCGGCAUCAUCGGCUGGCGCACCAAGCAAGGUCGGCGCGGCCUAGGCAUCAAGAAGAUGACGAAGGAAGAGGCCGACAAGGUCUGCAUCAGCAACAAGACCAGGAUCCAUACGAAGAAAGCCAUCAGCUCUGGCGACAAGAAGGUGGUCUUUGAGAACAAGUGGUCGAAGCACACUGCGGGGUCCAUGGUGGGAAGUGCUGGUGGGUCCUUGGCAAAGAGGUGACUGGCGGCCUGAGGCCCUGUCAAACCACAGACUUUCCAGCACGUGCCACGCUGGCAGAUCCGGCAGAGCAGCAUGCAACGCAUUCACAGGCCGGGUUUCGCUAAAUCUUUGGACCUUGGGCUGCGC